AUGUCAAAAUUAUAGUAAAAGUAACAAAAAUACAAUCUUUGGACAUUUUUUUAUAAAAAAACUAUUUUUUAACAAAAGCAUUUCUUUGCAAUUAUUUUCUUUACCAUCCAAAAUCUACAGUUUGCAUCAAUUGAGUAACAAUUUACUUACAAAUCUGUCAAAUUUUACUGAUAUGGCUGCAAAAUCGACCACAAAAUCCUCAAAAGGAUCAAAAACUUCAUUGCUGGGAGAAGAUGUUCAGAAAAAAUUAUUUAUAAGAUUAACGACUAAAAUCAAAAACGAAUUUAAAUGGGCCGGUGAUAAAGCUGUUAAAACAUAUGGAAAAGAUCCAACGAAAAAAUCAACAUUGGAAAAAUUUAAUGAGAAAAUAAAUGAAGAAAUAACAAAAAAAUUUGAGAAAAUCAAAUAUCAGGAUCCGAAAAAAGUACAAAAAGAAUAUAAAUCACUGGCAGAUAAAAUAUUGAAAGAUGCAGCAAAGCACGAUAAAUCAGUGCGUGGUGUGUCUGUAAAAGCUAGUAAAACAUCAUUUAAAGGAGCAGUUGCAAGUGCGUCGAAGACAUCAACUACUUCAAAGGAUGGUGGAAGUAUUAUGAGUACUUACGAAGUGGCAGCGAAUAAAGGUCAAAAAAUUAUUGACGAUUACGUAAAGGCUUGUGAGACUGGAGUUAUGCCAAGCGAUGGAUGGUGGGCGUCAAUUAAAAAGUUCUUUGGCUUUGGAUCUUGAUUUUAAUUUCCGUGGGUAAAAUCAAUGAUUUAAAGGAAAAAUUGAUGUCCCAUAAUAUUCUGCCCGCGUUUAUAUUGAUCGGAUCCGACGAGAGUCCAAGUUCUAAUUAGGAUAUUAAAAACCGAAUCUCGAAGUAUGAGUGAGAACUGCAGACGAAAGAAAUCGUCAUGGAAUUCAACUCCUGUAGAAUACAAUUUGUUUCCCAAUAGCAACAAAUGGAAGUUACCGACAAUAUUGUUAUUAUACGAAUAAUUUUUUGAAAAAAUAUUGAUAUCUUGGAUGCUUUUCGCAUGAAUUGUUUCAAUUGCUCAAAGAAAGAAAUUGCGAAGAAAUGUUGAUGAUUAAAAAAUUUCUAAAUUCCAAUCAGUAGAUAAAUUCUUUAGAGCUUCCCGUCAUAAAUUUUCUCUUCAUUACCAAAUUUUAU
Chrysoperla carnea is the source of this 1148-nucleotide messenger RNA. RefSeq lists its product as uncharacterized. Bases 173 to 724 code for a protein of 183 amino acids. NCBI's taxonomy places the organism in Eukaryota, Metazoa, Arthropoda, Insecta, Neuroptera, Chrysopidae. The record is from RefSeq and is a predicted model, not a curated record. The transcript has 3 exons.